This is a messenger RNA of Pseudo-nitzschia multistriata, 1505 nucleotides long. NCBI's taxonomy places the organism in Eukaryota, Bacillariophyta, Bacillariophyceae, Bacillariales, Bacillariaceae. The record is from the annotation of a GenBank genome assembly.
CAGUUUCCUCGUCGACGCAACGCAGCUCUUGCUCAUCCCAUCAAGCCAACUUUGUUUCACAACCCAUCAACACCUUGAAAAUGAAUGCUCUUUUCGCUGCCCGAAGAAGUCUUAGUGCCCUUCCACGGUGAGUGCAACCGGAGAUAAUUGCUGCGUCAAUCUGAAUGCUAGUAGUUAUUGGCCACUGGGAUAAUCGGUGGUCGUAGGAGCUCGGUAAAAUCAUCAUCUCGGCGUUUAUUGAUUGACUGACACAUUGCGCUUCCUUUUGAAAAUGAAAUCACUUCGAUGUUUCUUGUUCGCCAUGUCUUUUCGCGAUUAUCCAGUGCGACUGCCAGCCGCCGAACCAUCUCUAACCGCAAGGUUAUCGACGAUAUUAAGAACAAACCCAUCUGGUUGGAGGAUCCCUCGACGUAUCCCGUGAUUGCCUGCACCGUCGUUGCGUGUGUCGGGUGCGCCGGCUACUUUAUGUACAUUCAAACCUGCAAGAAUUACAUUCGCUGGUCGCCUUCGAAGCGCUGCUCCGAGAUUCGUUGGUGGGGUGACGACAAGGCCGACCUUCGCAUUUCCAAAUAAACACCAUGUCAGGUCAAAAUGAAACGUUUCGUGCAGUUAACAAAUCAAUUGACGGUUUGAGGCGCAAUAGGAAAGGAAGGAAGAAAAUGCAACAGAUUACGGCGAGAAAGAAAGAUGAUCGAUUGGAUUUGUGUGUAUCAAAUACAGCGACGGUAUUUAGUAUAUAUCARCCAGAAGGAGAACGAAAUCGAGAUCGUUUCAGGUGACAGUUAAUUGACGGGGACGUGGUGUACAGAAAGUAGAUUCUGGGAAUCACUAAAAUGACUACUAGAGACUGAUUUCUUUCGUAAUCCAUCUAGUUGGAGUUUCCAUUUUGGGAGUAUUGCACUGUGUUGUAGACGAUAUUUUCUUCGUUCCUUUCGAACCCCGGAACACGAUCAUAUCUUAUAGCUGUUCAUUCUUUCUUGCUUCCAUACAGGACAAAAUAGUGCAACGAAAGCUUUAGUUGGUUACUCAUUUAUAAUCAACGACUACAAAAGUUUGACCUCGGAAAGAACACAAAGUUGCCUUUUGUGAAUCAAUUGCACCCACAAAUCAAUACUUUUUUAGUGUUGAAUGAUCAUUCCUCCUUUGCCUUUCCACUUCCGCGAUCGAUGGUUGGCCACCACAGUGGCAAAUAUGGUAGAAAGCGCAGCGGACUGGCACUGCUUCCCUCUCCAAUCGAGACCUUAUUGGUGUGUUUCCACGUGGGCACGUCGUCGGCAUCCCCAGUGGCUUUGUCGUCGCCCUUUGGUUUUCGUGCCGGUUUUUCCAGCAAACCCACCCGGUCCAACCGCAUCUGCGCCAAAAGAACAUUGGUACCUUCUUCCGGCAGGGCAACAAUUUGCCCGAUAGCUUUUCCGUCGUUGGAGUCGUAAAUUUUGUCGCCGACCUUAUAGGAUUGCAGUUCUUCGAAUAGUGCUUCGGUCUGGGCCUGCAAUUCGUCGCUUGCC